Acanthaster planci (crown-of-thorns starfish) is the source of this 4407-nucleotide messenger RNA. RefSeq names its product ATP-binding cassette sub-family C member 9-like. Gene Ontology annotation, biological process: potassium ion transport; transmembrane transport. Gene Ontology annotation, cellular component: membrane. Gene Ontology annotation, molecular function: ATP hydrolysis activity; sulfonylurea receptor activity; ABC-type transporter activity. NCBI's taxonomy places the organism in Eukaryota, Metazoa, Echinodermata, Asteroidea, Valvatida, Acanthasteridae. The record is from RefSeq and is a predicted model, not a curated record.
GACAAAACCCUCCGUCUGUCUAGCUACACACUCACCAGUGGAGAAAUGACAACAGGCCAGAUUACCAACUUUAUGUCCGUCGAUGCUCAGAAUAUCAAGAUGAUGUAUGAAUAUGUGCACCACAUUUACUCCGUACCAAUCCAGGUCACUGUCUUGCUUGUCAUGUUGUAUUUCAACCUUGGAGUAGCUGCGCUAGUGGCAUCCUGUUGUUUUGUCAUCGGGGCUCCCAUUCAGUACAAACUGGCCAAAAUGCAGGCCAGUGUGAAAAAGAAUGCACUGAGAAUUUCUGACGAGCGCCUCAAGCAGACGCACGAGAUGCUCCAAGGGAUGAAGCUGAUCAAGCUGUAUGGAUGGGAGAAGAUCUUCUCUGAGGUCAUCACAUUCGUCCGUGCAAGAGAGAUCAAACAGCUGACCAAGGCAGCUGUCCUGUAUUCACUUUCCAAUUUCCUGAGUUUUACAACCCCAGCUCUUGUCACACUUCUGGGUUUCAUCCUGUAUUCAAGUUUCACUGGUUUACAGUUGACCCCAGCCGUAGCGUUUACCACACUGUCCAUUGUAAAUCAGAUGCGAAUGCCAAUACGAAUGAUACCAAGGACAACAAAUUUGGUGGUAAGUGCUCAUGUCAGUGUGAAGCAAAUCAAGCGCUUCUUCUUAGCUGACGAGAUUGAGACCAUUGAAGAUGCACCUCUGAAUGCCACACCAGAAGCAGAUGGGGACCAGCUAAGUGUGACUAUCAUGACACCAGACCCCGGGAUUGAAAUGGAAAACAUGGACUCAAAUGAAGGAAUACACGGCGUAGUGAAUCCAACUUUUGAUGUUGAGGAGAUGUUGGAGGUUGAGGUAAAGGCUGUACAGUCCAGAGACCUCGGUAGUGCUCAAAAUGGUCAAUUGUUGACGUCAAUUCCUCAAUUGCCAGAGGAUAUAGCAAUUAAGGUCACAAAUGGGACAUUUUCUUGGGAUUCUGGGACUACCUCUACACUGAAGGACAUCAAUGUUGAGUUUCCAAAAGGCAAACUGACUAUGAUUGUCGGCCAGGUUGGUGCAGGGAAGUCGUCGUUGCUGUCCGCACUGCUUGGUGAAAUGCACACUCUUGCUGGGACUGUACAGUUUAACAAAAAGGAGAAAGGCGUAGCCUACUCUGCCCAACGUGCCUGGCUGCUGAAUGCCUCCCUCAGAGACAACAUCCUCUUUGGACAAGAGCUGGAGUCCGAAAAAUACCAGGCGGUAGUGUCUGCCUGCUCCCUUCAGCCGGAUAUCAACAUCCUGCCCGGCGGGGAUCAGACAGAGAUUGGAGAGAAGGGAAUCAACCUGAGUGGAGGGCAGAAGCAACGAGUCAGCGUAGCCAGGGCCAUCUAUAGCCACCAUGACAUUGUCAUAUUGGAUGAUCCCUUGUCGGCUCUUGAUGUCCACGUGGGCACUCAGCUGUUUGAAGAAGGGAUACUGGACUUACUGUUGGAGAACCAUCGCACUGUGGUACUGGUCACUCAUCAGGUUCAGUACAUCAAGUAUGCUCAUAAGGUGCUGGUGAUGAAAGAUGGCCACAUCGCUCUCCAGGGAACCCCAGAUGAAGUCUGGAAGGCUGAUCCUGAGCUGAAGAUCUCCCGCAUCAUGACGGCCGAGUCGGACAUCUCUGAACCAGAGGAAGAGAGGAAACUGCUACAGAAAGCUGUAGAGGAACUGAAGAAAGAAGAGCAAGGAAUUGAUGCAGAAGAGGAGGGCACCUUGAUGAGCAAGGAGGAACGUGAGAAGGGCGCCAUCUCUUGGCGAGUGUUUCUCUUCUAUAUGCGGGCCAUGUCGUACCCCCUGGCCUUCCUAGCUCUGUCCAUCAUGGUGGCCUACAAUGGCAUGAUUGUUGGAACUGACUUCUGGCUUUCGGCAUGGUCAGAGGCUGGAGACAGGCUGGAUCUGGAGAAUGCGACAGACCAAGAGAUUAGCGACACACAGACAUAUUACAUCGGUGGCUACACAGGCCUUGCCCUGUCCUCAGCUGCCCUUUCCUUCAUGUCUGCAGUCAUGUUUUUUGUUGCCGGGCUUUUGGCGGCACGCCAGCUCCACAGAAGGAUGCUGAACGUCAUGUCCAGAGCCCCCAUGCGUUUCUAUGACACCACUCCAAUUGGACGCAUCCUGAACAGAUUCUCAAGUGAUAUCCACACUGUUGACGAUAUGCUUCCACAAAAUGCCAUCUUUAUGGCUGAAGUGACUUUCAAAUGCUUGUCGGCCAUCGUCGUCAACACCAUCGUCACGCCGUUUUUCCUUCUUGCAAUUCUGCCCGUCGCUGUUUGCUACCUGCUGCUGCAACACUAUUACCUGAGAACCUCAAGGGAGCUACAGAGGCUUGACAGUAUCACCAAGUCACCGAUCUAUGCCUAUUUUUCUGAAACCUUGAGUGGACUGUCGACCAUUCGAGCAUACAAGGAUGAGGAACGAUUCCAGAAGAAUAUCUUAGAUGCAAUUGAUAGGAACGUCCUGGCAGUUCUCAACCUGAACACCUGUAACCGGUGGCUGGGAGUGAGACUGGAUUUCAUCGGCAGCCUGAUUGUCCUGCUUGCUGGCUUGACUAGCCUCACCGUUGCCGUCACCUCAUCAACGUUAGCACCAAGCUACGUUGGGCUGGCCCUGUCGUAUGCACUGUCUGCAUCUUUUUACUUAAACUGGUUCAUCCGGUCGUCGGCCAUGGUAGAGAUGCAGAUGAACGCUGUGGAACGCAUCAAGCACUACUGCGAGGUUCCUACUGAGAAUUACGAAGGCGAGCUGCCCAAUCCAUCUUGGCCAGAAGAGGGUGCAGUUGCCAUGGAUACCAUAUCAGUGCGCUAUGCCAAGAACCUCGACCCCGUACUGGAGAGUUUAUCACUUGACAUUAAAGCAGGACAAAAGAUUGGUAUAUGUGGCAGAACAGGAAGUGGAAAAUCUUCUCUCACUCUGGCCUUGUUUAGAAUCGUAGAUACAUUCAAAGGCAAAAUUGUGAUUGACAGCGUGGACAUUGCAUCCUUGCCGCUGGAUCAUCUCCGACAGAAACUGUCCAUUAUUCCUCAGGAUCCCAUCCUCUUCACUGGCACAAUCAGGUUCAAUUUGGACCCACUGGGUCAGUGCAGCGAGGAGGAGCUGUGGAAUGCCCUGGAGAUAGCACAGCUCAAGGCUACGGUGUCUGAGAUAGGCCAAGGAUUAGAAUCCCAGGUCUCAGAAGGGGGUGAGAACUUCAGUGUGGGCCAACGCCAGUUGUUUUGCCUGGCCCGGGUCCUGCGGAAGUCACGCAUCCUCAUCAUGGAUGAGGCGACAGCAUCCAUCGACAUGGAAACGGAUAACAUUGUUCAGAAAGUCGUGGCUGAGGAGUUCAAGGAUCAAACGAUACUUUCUAUAGCUCACCGAGUAACAACCAUUCUGAAUUCAGACUGCAUUCUGGUACUCAAUGAGGGCACUGUAGCUGAGUACGACACGCCUGAGAACCUCCUGGCUCGGGAGGACAGCUUGUUUGCAUCGCUCGUCAGCAGUGCUCACCAGUAAUUCAGUGUUGGUGCCAACUAUGGAGGUUCGGUAUAAACUACACAGAAUCUUGUUGGGUGUGGCAUAGAGGCCAUGUAGAGGGUCAACCUAUUAGGACACAAGCAGGGUGUGUUAACAAAGCUGGAUGCCACAACAGUAACAAAAGGCACUGUUAUACUCUGUGUUUCUGACUUUGGCUUAUAGGGACUUCCGCAUAGUCUUCAUAGCCUCUGCAGAGGAAGCAAAACUGUUUAGAGAUUGGACAUGCUCUGCAAAACUUGGACUAAAACCUAACUAUUGAGUUCUCUGGAUAAAUGGAAAGAUAACUUUUACUUUGGUGUAUAAUAAACCUCUCUACUACAACAGUUCUGUUAUGUCUUGUUCUGUUUUUCCGAAAAUUAUCGACAAAUGUCACUGGAGAAAACAAGCUUUGAAAAAUAUUACAAACUACAAUAAACAGAAGAAAUGUUCUUGUUUAACCUUGAAUUAUGCAAUUCUUUGUGUGUCAGUAACUUAUAAAAAUGUCAAACAUAAAAAAGAUCAAACCAAACCAAACCCAUCGAACCAUAAUCCAGACAGUUAAGUUGGAAUCCCAUAUGCCUGACACCAGACCGGCUUUUCUGGUGUGAGCCUUCCAUGUCAAGAUGCUUUGGUUUUGUAGCAUAUUCCUAUGUAUUCGUUGCUGGAGUAUAAGAGUGAUCACAGCGAUGAGAUUCCAUUAGAUGACGUAUUUUUAUGUAUACCAUCUCACAGUACUGAAAUUUUAAGUUAAUCUCAGGUAAUAAUAUAAUUUGUUUUAUCAUUUGUAUACAUAAAAAUUAUUUAGAGUUUCAUUUAUUAACAUGGCUGAUUCUUGCUGUGGAAGGCCUGUAAAUAAAAAACAAAUCUCUGAAGACAUUAUAUUUGUAACUUUGUUUCUUUUGUAAC